UUCAAGUCCGCUCUGCCCCGCUACGCGCUUGCUUAUGCGUUUCGUUGACAGCGUGCAGCCAAUUGAUGGAGAGAUGGGGAUGAGGACCCGUCGAUAAGUAUAUAGCUGUGAAAUUUUUGGGACUUGAACCGCCUGCUCCUCUGGAUUUCUUCCCCCAUCAUCAUCUACGAGGCGGCAAGUUUUUGGUUAAAGAGGGCUUUUUUACGGCCCCUACCUGUCCGCUCUUUGCUCUCGACAUUUCACUCCUCCUACUGCUGUAAUUCGCAAUGUCGAUGUACUACUCCAAGGCCGCUGUCCUUCUCCUCUCUGCUGUGCUGGCUCCCGUGCGUUCGGUUGCUGCUCAUGGUGGUCAUGAGCAUGUCGCUAGAGACGCUAGUCUUCCUGGCUCGUGGUUCCAUGAGGAAGACCAUCCAGUUCAUGCUCUCUUCCGCCGCGAUAUAGGCACUGAUGGUGCUGAUUACCCCGAGGUCGGAACCCCCACCUGGAGUUCCAAAUAUCCUCAAUCCUCCCCCGACGUCAGCGCCUUGCCCCAAGAAUGGACAGACGCCCUCAACGCCGCCGUCGCAGCAGGAAAGAUCCCCAACUAUGCUCCUUCGACGUCAACAGGCGGCAACCCGACAUACGCGGAUGGCCUUGAUCCCACUGGCUCUGAGGUCUGCUCGGGAACGUAUAAGUGCAGGAUCGACGGGCAGAUCUGGGACGCGCCGGAUGGGACCGUUGGUAUUAGUUUCGAUGAUGGUCCGGUUGAUGGAUCAGCUAUGCUAUACCAAUUUAUGCAGGAGAAUCAGAUCAAGGGAACGCACUUUAUGAUCGGUAGCAACAUUCUCUGGUACUCGCAGGAAUUCCUGACAGCGUACGAGACCCUCGAGGACGAUCUCGCUGUUCACACCUGGACACACCCCUACAUGACGACUCUGACGAAUGAGGAGGUUCUGGCCCAGCUCGCAUGGACCAUGCAGAUCAUUCAUGACUCGGCAGGCGGACGGCUCCCCCGUUUCUGGAGGCCUCCUUACGGCGACACCGACACGAGGGUUAAUGCGAUCGCACAGGAGGUCCUUGGAUUGACAUGUAUCUUGUGGAACCAGGACACCGAAGACUGGACUAUGUCUGAAGGCAAAACGACGCUUCCCAAUGUCAUCUCAGAAUUGACUGGCUGGUACAAUGGCACCCAAUCCCCUGGUCUGAUCAUCCUCGAACACGAGCUGACCAAUGACACCGUCUCCGCCUUCAUUACGACCUAUCCCUACAUCGCCGCAAACAACUGGAAGAUGGACUCCGUCGUCUUGCUCGAUGGUCUCAACCAGCCAUACCAGAACGUGGUGGGUACCACGGGCGCCGUAGACUCUGUAUCGGACAUCCUACCCGACUCAGCAACAGACUCCUCCGAUUCUUCGUCUACGUCUGGCUCCGCCGCUGCCGCGUCGACUACCUCCGGUUCGAAGACAACAGCAGCGUCGAGUUCGCACGCGGCUGGGGCUACUUCGUCUGGUUCCUCCUCGGGUUCGGGCACCAGUGCCAGCGAUUCGUCCACGUCUGAUGCGAGGUCAUUGAUUAUGGGGUCACGGCAUCGUGCUGUGGAUGUUGCGUUGGGGACCAUCUUUGGGUUGCUUUUCGUCGGCUACUUUGCUUGAUCGGCUUGAGGUUUGCUGUGUUGAAGUUGCACGUCGUGGUCGUUCUCACUCACUGAACGAACCCUACAUACCAUACCCCACAUAUUUUAUUUCACCUGCACUCAUCACUUUGUACGGUGUAAUUGCUUUUCGUAUCAGCGCCUUUUCUCCUGUCCUAUUUGGAAUUUUUCUGUUGCGGAUGUGAAUGGACGUUCUCAUUAUACCAUUGAUGUCGUCUCCGGACUGGCUAUCAAUAAACACACACUCUUUUGUACACAUCGUUCCCUACUAUUUAAUUUAACACGCAUUGC
Molecule: messenger RNA, 1921 nt
Organism: Stereum hirsutum FP-91666 SS1
Lineage: Eukaryota; Fungi; Basidiomycota; Agaricomycetes; Russulales; Stereaceae
Product: glycoside hydrolase/deacetylase
Exons: 7
Coding region: 267-1631 (454 amino acids)
Biological process (GO): carbohydrate metabolic process
Cellular component (GO): membrane
Molecular function (GO): chitin deacetylase activity
Source: RefSeq, a predicted model, not a curated record